AUGUCAAAUAAAAGAAGACGCUGUUUCACUAUUGUUGAAAAAGUGAAAAUAAUUGAACGUUUAGAAAGUGGUGUUUCUAAUAAAGAUAUUUGCCAAGAGCUAGGAAUCAGUCAAUCAACACUAUCUAUCAUAUGGAAAUCAAAAUACCAAAUAAAAAGCGUUUUUCAGACUUUAAUUAAAGAUUAUAAUGUAGCCAACAUCAAGACGUCGAUCAGGCUCUCUUGGAAUGAAAAAGCGACCGAAUUCGGGAAACGUUUUAAUAAAUUUGAUUUUCAAUGUUCUUCUUCUUGGAUUACCCGUUUUCGUCAAAGACACAAUAUCGUUUUUGGAAAAAUAAGUGGAGAAUCGUCAAGCGUUCCUGUUGGUGUUUCGGAAAAUUGGCUGGAACACGUUUGGCCUAAUUUGCGUAAAAAUUAUACAGAUUGUGACAUUUAUAACGCUGAUGAAACUGGAUUGUUUUAUCGUCUAACACCGUCUCAAACAUUACGUUUUAAAGGGGAAACAUGCAGUGAUGUAAUUGGAAAAUCUAAGACUCCGAGAUGUUUUAAAAAUGUCAAAAACUUGACAGUCGACUACAAAAGCAAUAAAAAAGCAUGGAUGACCGGAGACAUAUUUUCCGGCUGGUUAAAAGAAUGGGAUAAACAACUAGCAAAGGAAAAACGACAUAUCCUAUUGACUAUAGAUAAUUGUCCGGCUCAUCCUCCUGUUCAAUUUGAAUUUAUAAAGUUGGUUUUACUCCCUCCAAACACGACCUCUGUGUUACAACCUAUGGAUCAAGUAUUAGAUGCAAUUUUAAUGAUCUCCGAUGCAUGGAAUGAUUUUUCUACCACUACAAUAAGAAACUGUUUCCACCACGCUGGAUUCAAGGCUUCGGUAAACGACAAAACAGAAAUAGUAAUUGAAAAUAAUUUGGACACAGAGUGCUUCUCUGAAGAAAGCAUACAAAGUUUUGCAGAGGUUGAUGAUGCUCUUUUGACCAACAAAGAACCCAAUAAAGAAGAAAUUGUCAAGUCAAUUUUGAAUGCAAAUAAUGAUGAAAGUAAUGAACAAGCAGACGAAGAGAGCGAAGAAAUCGUAUUCAAAGUACCAUCUAUUUCGGAAAUGUAUUUUUAUAUUGAUCAGAAUUUAACCAAUAUAAGUCAGCAUUCUAAUGAGGUACCAAUCGAAGACUACAUUGAAGAUAACGACGAAGAUCAAGGUUCACAGGAUGCAAUUGAGCAAUUAGAUAGAAUUACUCAAAGUGCAUCUACAGAAAAAGCCUAUGAUCAGUUCGGGAAACAUGUUGCGUACUAG
This is a messenger RNA of Metopolophium dirhodum (rose-grain aphid), 1293 nucleotides long. Its product is annotated as tigger transposable element-derived protein 4-like. The transcript is spliced from 6 exons. Gene Ontology annotation, molecular function: DNA binding. Lineage: Eukaryota; Metazoa; Arthropoda; Insecta; Hemiptera; Aphididae. Gene Ontology annotation, cellular component: nucleus. The record is from RefSeq and is a predicted model, not a curated record. The coding region runs from base 1 to 1293 and encodes 430 amino acids.